Octodon degus (degu) is the source of this 1331-nucleotide messenger RNA. RefSeq names its product pyruvate dehydrogenase E1 alpha 2 subunit (gene Pdha2). Lineage: Eukaryota; Metazoa; Chordata; Mammalia; Rodentia; Octodontidae. Gene Ontology annotation, biological process: pyruvate decarboxylation to acetyl-CoA. Gene Ontology annotation, molecular function: pyruvate dehydrogenase (acetyl-transferring) activity. The transcript has a single exon. The coding region runs from base 40 to 1185 and encodes 381 amino acids. The record is from RefSeq and is a predicted model, not a curated record. Gene Ontology annotation, cellular component: intracellular membrane-bounded organelle.
GGCAGUUGGACUCCGCCGCCACCGCCGCUGGGGACGAGGAUGCUGACCGCGGCGGGCUCUAGCGUGGGGCGCGGGCCGGUGGGCCGGGCGCUCCGCAGCUUCUCCCAGGCCGCCACCUUCGCGAUCAAGCCCUGCGACCUCUACCGACUGGAGCAGGGCCCUCCGUCCUCGGUCGAGCUGAGCCGCGAGGACGCGCUGCGCUACUACCGCAGCAUGCAGACGGUGCGCCGCAUGGAGCUCAAGGCCGACCAGCUGUACAAGCAGAAGUUCAUCCGCGGCUUCUGCCACCUGUGCGACGGGCAGGAGGCCUGCUGCGUGGGGCUGGAGGCGGGCAUCGCGCCGGAGGAUCACGUCAUCACGUCGUACCGGGCGCACGGCGUGGGCUUCGCGCGCGGCCUGUCGGUGCGCGCCAUCCUGGCCGAGCUCACCGGGCGCCGCGGCGGCUGCGCGCAGGGCAAGGGUGGCUCCAUGCACAUGUACGCGCCGCGCUUCUACGGCGGCAACGGCAUCGUGGGCGCGCAGGUGCCGCUGGGCGCGGGCGUCGCGCUGGCCUGCAAGUACCUGGGCAGCGGCGCCGUGUGCCUGACGCUCUACGGUGAUGGCGCGGCCAACCAGGGCCAGAUCGCCGAGGCCUACAACAUGGCGGCGCUGUGGAAGCUGCCCUGCGUGUUCGUGUGCGAGAACAACCGCUACGGCAUGGGCACGUCGGCGGAGCGCGCGGCCGCCACCACCGAGUACUACACGCGGGCGCACUUCCUGCCCGGGCUGCGCGUGGACGGCAUGGACGUGCUGUGCGUGCGCGAGGCCACGCGCUUCGCCGCCCAGCACUGCCGCUCCGGGCGGGGCCCGCUGCUGCUGGAGCUGCAGACCUACCGCUACCACGGCCACAGCAUGAGUGACCCGGGCGUGAGCUACCGCUCCCGCGAGGAGGUGAAGGCCAUGCGCAGCAAGAGCGACCCCAUCAUGCUUCUGCAGGAGAGGAUGGUGAGCAGCGAGCUGAGCAGCGUGGAGGAGCUGAAGGAGAUCAAUGCCGAAGUGAAGAAGGAAGUGGAGGAGGCGGCCCAGUUUGCCACGUCGGAUGCGGAACCGUCUCUGGAUGUGUUAGGCCACCACAUCUACAGCAGCACUCCUCCGUUUGAAGUGCGCGGUGCGAAUCAGUGGAUCAAGUUUAAGUCCAUCAGUUAAACACAUAUGCAAAUGUGUUGUAAAUCUUGAGUAGGAGUCUACAGUCAGCUUUCGGAAACGUUAAGGGAAUACAAAGAGCAACCUUGUAAGAUUGUAUUGAAAUAGAUUAAUAAGUUAUUAAAAUUUAUCCAAAGGUGUACACUCAG